Molecule: messenger RNA, 6449 nt
Organism: Ostrea edulis (European flat oyster)
Lineage: Eukaryota; Metazoa; Mollusca; Bivalvia; Ostreida; Ostreidae
Product: WD repeat-containing protein 7-like
Exons: 27
Coding region: 160-4674 (1504 amino acids)
Cellular component (GO): cytoplasm
Molecular function (GO): protein binding
Source: RefSeq, a predicted model, not a curated record
CAAAAGGGCGAGAUGCCCCGAAUUUGACAGCUUAUGUGAAAAUCGAUUAUCCAGCAUAUGAUAAUAAUAAUGAUAAUAACACCACAGUCUGAUCUUUUAUAUUAAGAAGGUACAAGUUCGAAUAAUUUGAUUGAUUAAGACACUGGAGACAGAGUAACCAUGUCUACAAGCAGUAACUUGGUGGUGCCAGUGGUGCUGUGGGGAAGGAAGCCACCUACUCACUGUAUUGCUGCAAUACUGAUGACACCUGAUCAGAGGAACAUUAUAACGGGAUGUAAUGACGGACAGAUUGGAAUUUGGGAUGUAACUGAGAACUCUCAGAUAUACCCGCGUAGUAUGCUGUUUGGUCAUACUGCUGCUAUUAGCUGUCUCGCACUAGGAAGUGAAAAAACUGACACACCAUACAUUGUCAGUGCUUCAGAAAAUGGAGAGAUGUGCUUAUGGGACAUAAGUGAUGGAAGAUGUGUUGAAAAUACAAAGAUGCCCCACAUCCAUACCUGUAUGCAGGCCUAUCACUUUCAAGUGUCCAAAGAUGUUCGCUUGGUUUGUAAUGGAUACUAUCCGGAAAUCUUCAUCAUCAAUCCUAACUCCCUGGAGAUCCUGUACACGCUUACUUCUAAAGUAGCACCAGACUGGAUCAGUGCAUGCUGUAUUCUUCACCCGGUCACUAAAGAUGGACAGUCAAUUUGCAAAGAUGAUGUUGUAGUAGCCAUAUCCAAUUCUGGAGCUGUCAAAGUUUGGACUCUUACUGGAAAUGAAAUCAUGACACAGCCUGUUUACGAAAAUGAAUCUAAGCAGAUCCGCUGUUUAAAUGCCCAGACCUUGACUUGUUGUUCCUAUAAUCAGAGAACUGUUCUUAUUGUCUGCUCAAAGUACUGGCAGAUUUACGAUGCUGGAGACUUCACACUGUUAUGUUCAGAGUCCAAUCGGUGUGGAGAGAGAUGGUCAGGUGGUGAUUUCAUCAGUGUAGACAAAGUCAUUGUCUGGAGUAAUGAGGGAAAAGGUUACCUGUACAAAUUACCUGUCAGUUUGCUUAAGGGAAAAGUAUUGGAAAGUGCAAACUCUGAGAGCGUUGAAUACCGCAAGCCCUCUCACCAGACUUCUCCUCAUGCAUACUACAUCUUGGACAUGUUUUCUGAGUCAUCAAUGGCCUGUGCCCCUGCCAUGACAUUCCAUAUUGGUAAAAGUGACAGACCAACUCGAUUUCUGUUGAGAGGAGACUCUGAGGGACAGAUUGUGAUGUGGACGCUUCCUGAGGUCACUGAACGCCAGAUGACCUUGGUGCGACAGGAGAGCUUUGAUAGAUUACCAGCAUUGCCUCCCAGAUGCAGCACUUCAUUGGCUGAUAUUUGGGAAAAUCUACGUCACCCCCCUGCUGGCAUCAUUGAUGGACUGUGCGAUGAAAAUAACCAGCCGUUAGCCAUUACUUCAACUAUAUACAUUCCGUCGCAAGGCAAAGUGGCAUGUGGGAGGCAGAAUGGGUCCAUUGUAAUAGCACCUGCCUCCCAGAGUAUCAUCCUGCAGCUUCUGGAAACGGAGGAGCUCAAGCAUAAAGAUGUUCCAGUAAAGAUUUUACAUGGGCACCAUGGUUGUGUGACCAGUCUGUUGUACCCCUUCAAUGAGAGCACACGAUAUGAGCCCCAGCACUUGCUGUCGGGUGGAGCAGACUUCUCUGUCAUGCUGUGGGAUAUUUACACUGGAUGUAAACUUCACACCUUUACAGUCCACGGAGGGGAGAUAACUCAGUUACUGUGUCCACCAAACAAUUGUAAUUCUCGAAUCCUUCCCUGUGUGUGUUCUGUGGCCAGUGACCACUCCGUGACCCUGCUGAGUUUGAGGGAGAGGAAGUGUAUUAUGCUGGCUGGACGACAUCUGUUCCCUGUACAAACCAUCAAGUGGAGACCGCUAGACGAUUUCAUGGUGGUCAGCUGUUCUGAUGGCACUGUCUAUGUGUGGCAAAUGGAAACAGGUCAUCUGGAUAGAGUUAUUCAUGGAAUAACAGCAGAAGAAAUCCUGAACAACUGUGAUGAGAAUGCAACCCCCAUGGAGAGCCUUGUUAAUCCAAAUAUAACUCUGACCCAAGCCCUUAAACGACGUAACCUUGCAACCUUUAAAAAUCUUGCCCAGCAAAAGUUGCAGAUCCAAACAGGGACAGUCCAGCAGUCGUCAUCCCACAGGAAUGACUAUCUCAAACAGCAGACGUAUCCAAUGUUCAUACAGGGCAUCCGAGCCAAUCUGAAAGACCCAGACAUUCACAUUCUCUUCUUUGAUACAGAGUCUCUGAUUGUCCAACUGCUGACAGAAGAGUAUUCCACAAUGUCUCCUGGAGAAUUGGAGGCCAAGGGCUUUAUGCCAUAUGCAGACCAGCCGGACCAUGGAGGCUUUCAAGGUAUGAUGUUAAAGAUAAAAGAGAAAGCAGAAGCAGUUACCGGAGGGCAGAGAAGUCCCUCGCGGUCAGAAUCCAGUUCUCGUGGAGGGUCUCCUGCCCACGCCGCCUCCCCCACCCACAAAUCAGUCACUAACUUGGACAGAAGCCUCACUCUGGAUAUAGCCCAACUAUUCCUCUCCUGUCUUCAUGCCUGGGGACUGGACCCAGACCUAGAUAAAUUAUGUAUCAAUAAACUAGGACUCUUGCAGCCCAGGUGCCCAAUAGCCUUUGGACUAAUUUCACGCAGUGGUCACAUGUCUUUAAUGCUGCCUGGAUGGCACAAACGUUUCUGCCAAGAGGAGAUAAUGGAAAAGAUGACCAAGGACUUUGCACCUCCUCCUGGCAAAGUGACCCUGAUACAGCAGGCCCGGUCAGCUUCCAGUGGUCAGUUUGAUAAGAAGUCCCUGGCACUGGCCCAGAGACAUGGUUUAGUACAGUCAGAUUACACAGACAGUGACCAGGAUAGUGACUCGAGCAGUAGGAAAGAUGUGCCCCAGAGACAGUCAGAUGCCAUCCUCAAUGAAAUGAAGGCUUUUUCGAUGAAGGCUCGAUGGCAAAUUUCCAGUGCAGUUACAACUAAUCAUUUGUUGUCUAUAAUCUCAACAGCAAAUACUCUGAUGAGUAUGAGUCAUGCGACCUUUGUGACAGAGAAGACAAGAAAAAAGAGAAGAGGGAGUAAAAAAAGAUUCACAGGACACCUUGGACUAGUGGUGGCCGAGUCCUUUGAUAGUCCCAGCACCAGUGAUGAUGAGACAGAUGCUAUGAUGAUGCAACAGUCUCAGAUUAAGCAGGGAUGGAGUCUGAAAGCUGCACUGCAUUGUGUGUUACUGCCAGAAAUGGUGGGGCCAGAUUACCUCAAAUCACCUCAGCUGGAGAUGUUAGCCAGGAGGUGGCAAGAUAGGUGUUUAGAAAUCCGUGAAGCAGCUCAGGCUUUGCUGUUAGCUGAAUUAAGAAGAAUUGGCCCAGCCGGAAGAAAGGAAAUUUUAGACCAGUGGUCUCCCUUCCUGCCCACCUACGUGGAUCCUCAGCUCAGUUUGAUGAAUGCAGAGACAUUGCAGAAGAAUGAGGAUGGUGAUGAUGAUGAAGACGAGGAGGAUCCAAUGAUAAAUGAUACACCAAUUCAAAAAUCUUCAUCAUCAUUUGAAAGCAGAAGAAAGCAGGCCACUGCUAUUGUUAUGCUGGGAGUUAUCGGUGCUGAAUUUGGACAUGAGAUUGAACCCAGUCGACGAAAACUGGAGGAUAUUAAGAAAGGCAAAAAAUCAGCACAGGAGGGAUUUACCUUAAAAAAUUAUUCUCUUGCCAGACAUACAAGUAAAGCCUUGACAUUCCUUUUACAACAACCUCCAAGCAAAAAACUGCCAGCGUACACUCCGAUUCGCAGGGCUGCCAUUGAUUUGAUUGGUCGAGGGUUCACUGUGUGGGAGCCAUACUUGGAUGUUUCUGCUGUUUUGCUAGGAUUACUAGAACUUUGUACAGAUUCAGACCGCUUAGUGCCAAGUAUGGUGUAUGGUCUUCCUCUGACACCAGUCGCUGAUGUGUGUCGAACGGCCAGGCAUGCCCUGUCUCUAAUAGCCACCGCCAGACCCCCAGCUUUUAUCAUCACAAUGGCUAAGGAAGUAGCUCGCUUCAAUGCCCUUGCUCAAGCUGCUCAGACUCAACACUCGACGAUCAUGAGCUCAGUGCUGAUCAGAGGGAAGUCUGAAAUACUUAAGACUAUAGAACUGCUGGUGGAGAAGAUGCCCAGCGAUGUGGCCGACCAACUGGUGGAGGCUAUGGAUGUUACCAUACACUGUCUAGACAUCAACCACAUGAAGACAAAAGGCUUGCAGGAAUUAUUCCCUACAAUAUGCAGGUUCAGUAUGGUGUGCAUGUGUCCAGUCACCAAGCGAGUGUGGGUGGGAGCCAAGAAUGGAGGCUUGGCAUUUUAUGAUCUGAAGCAGCAUUCCAAGUGUCAGAUGAUUCAAGCCCACUCUGGUCCAGUGAUUGCAGUUUCUGUUUCAUCAGAUGGCAAGUUUUUGGUAACAUACUCUCAUGUGGACAGCAGAUUAAAAUUUUGGCAGACUGCCUCCUCUUCGCUGUUUGGAAUUGGGUCACAACAGACAAAAUGUGUCAAACAGACUGCCACUCCUCCCAUACCCAUGACUAACACGACCAACUUACUGAAACUUGUCCGCCUGGUGUGGGUAGACAACCGCUGUAUUGUCAUGCUGACUGUGGAUGGAAAGGAGCAGAAGUACAGUGUGUGACAGGGAUGAGAUCACUGUGUUCAUUUAGAACAGUGUGACAGACAGAGACAAGAUGAGAUCACCAAGUGAUGUGGUAACUUAUUAUAAAAAGUCAUAUUAUUUGAUGUGUUAAUAUGAAGAGCACGUAUCCUGAGGAUUAAGGGUAAUGACAGUUGCUGGGAGGAAAAUUAGCAAAGUACAAGUCUAGAGAGGAUUUUUGAGAUCAGAAAAGGGCACAUCAAUGAAAAUUGGAUCAAUGUUGUAGGAUUUUAUAUUUCAUAAAACAACUUGCAUGGUUGACAUUAAGAUAAUUGAAGUGAAAGAUGAUAAAGAGCUGGGUACAAUAAGUAGCACAUUGGCCCUGUCCACACAUAAAAAAUAAAGUAAUGUUAUCAUUAUUUUAUUAGUCCAAAUAAUUUGUUAAGACCUACUGUGUAUGAAAAAUGCAUGUGCGUCUUAUAAAUCUUAACAGAGGUCAGAAUAGUAGCAAUAUGCUCAGGUCUUAACUCUUUCUUUAAAAUUAAAGUCAAAACUGAAGACCAACACCUUAAAUGGGCAUGGACAUUUUCAAAUUUUAUUAUUUCAUUUUCCCAUUUUUAAUGUUAACAAUGCUUAACUAAGGUAUUUCUAAUUGUCAGCAAAAAUUUGAAUGCCAGUUGUUGAGUUACAAGUGAGAUACAGCACACCCAGUUCUUUAUUAUGUAAACAAGGCUCGUGCCAUGUUUUUGUUUACAUAUAGAUUGCUUAAUGCAAAAUUUCAUGUUUAAAACAAAAUGACAUGACAAACAUUAGAAACUGCUUAAUUGUGUUCAAAAUGAACUUGUAAAUUUAAAAAAAUUCUGCUUUAACUGAAACCUUGACUAGUAUAUCUAACCUAUGUAAACAAAAACAUGGCAAGAUCCUUGUUUACAUAUCAAAGAAUUGUGAGCUCUGUAUCUCUCUUGUAACUUGACAACUGAUAAUUAAAUUUUUGCUGACCAUUAGAAAUACCUUAGUUAAGCAUUGUAAACAUUCAAAAUGAAAAAAUAAAGUUUGGAAAUUUUCAGCUUAAAUUGUGUCCAUGUUCCUUUAAGUUGCAGAACAUUUUCACGAGUGGAUACCACAUGAUAUUCAGUAGGGUUUGAGUCCAAAUUUCAAAUUGAGCAAAAUUGUAAAGUUCCUCAGUGUUAUGCUUGCAAAAUAAGAUAAUAUUUGAAUAAAAAUAGUACUUAAUAUUCCAAAUACAUGUACAGUGUAUUUAUAUUUGAUAGUUAAACACACACCCAGUUGUAUGAGUACAAGAAAAGAUAUAUAUUGUAUAAUACAUGUAUACAAUUUGUCUCCAUGAAAUGUGGGCCCCAUUAGAGACUGGAAAGGGUGAACAAUUCUAAAGGGUCGGUGAAUAUGUAGAAUGUAUCUGUUCCUCGUGUCCUUGUGUGAUGUACAUGUAUUGUGUAAGUGAAAUUGUAAUAAGUUGGUGUUUGUAUUAGUAUUCCUGUAAGACAUAUUUUGUGUCAUUUAUGUGUAUUUUUUAGAAACAUGAUUUUCCUUAUAAGCUGUGAUACAUUAUUGUUAUGGAAUAGUAGACUCAACAUUAUUUACAUAUACUGUUACAUACACUAUGUGUUUAACAGACUUCAGGUAUGUAGAGAAAUUCUCUUAACUACUUCAGAUGCUUUUUUCUCCCCGACAGUGCGAUGUGUUGACUUCUGUUAGUGGAUUGAAAUCUAGUCGGCUUACAUCUUGUAUAGUGUCAGUCAAUCGAAUUAUAAAUUUCUGGAAACAAAAUGAAAGUGCAAUAAAAUAUACCACAAAAA